Clonostachys rhizophaga is the source of this 321-nucleotide messenger RNA. Lineage: Eukaryota; Fungi; Ascomycota; Sordariomycetes; Hypocreales; Bionectriaceae. The record is from the annotation of a GenBank genome assembly.
AUGGAGCGCCGUCUGUUGAUCGUUAUUCUCGACUUCAAUGUCAGCCCCAUCCACAAGCAACAAAUCAGCCACCAACUCGCGCCCGUUCUCGGAUGCGAUCAAGAGUGGCGCCCGACUGCAACUAUCCCGCAGUUCAUGACUCUUUCUGUUUUCAACAAUGUCAUUGACGGGUCUAUGCGUCCCAAACCACUGUCUCCGGGCGUCUACCAUCAACGCUUGGCUGAUUGCCCCAACUUGAUCCGGCUGACAAGAAACUGCAUCAGCUUCCGCUGGACAGUCGAAGCUGUUCGUGCGUGGUGCCCCCAAAAGCGGGCUGCAUAG